UUUGUUGUCUGCAAAAUAUAUGCAAACAUAUCCGAUCUAUCCACUCUAUCCUUGUACGUUGUUUGUGGUUAUGUCGUAACAAUAUGGCUACGCGUCCAUUGCGGUCGAUCUGUGUUUGAUCUAAGGCCGUUGUAACUGGCCGUUUCGCGGCAGGAUAAACGAUUCAUUCGGUGAAACACCAGUCGCAGGAUAAUUCGAGGGGAAAAUGGCAACGUCAAGCAAGUGGAAUUUAUCCAGGCAGGACAUACAGAUCGCGGCCAAGGACGAAAGAGAGCUGUUGCUGGAGCACGACAGCGACCCGGACGAGGAUAUGCUGUUCAAUCGACCAAAUACAUCUACCGUAGAACCGAGCAGUACUAAAGCGGAUGGAAAGAUGGACAGCGUUCGGCUGCAAAUUCAAGAAGUGACCGACGUGAUGCGUAACAAUGUGCAGAAGGUGAUGGAGCGCGGUGAUCGACUCGAGGAAUUACAGGAGGCCAGCGAUCGUCUGUCCAUGGCCGGGGACGAGUUCAGGGCUGCGGCGAAGAGAGCCCAGCAAAAGGCGUGGCUUCAGAACUUUAAAACGAGAAUCAUCCUUGUCACCAUCACGAUGACGGUCGUCAUCUGCAUCAUCGUUCUGGACAUCAUGGUGCUUUACCUGGUUCUCAGAUAGCGAAUACGAUGUAGCGAGCCUUGGUCGUUCGAUUCCAGUAUCCAUCGUCGUGAAAUACUCGUGAUCGAGGCUACCCUCCAGACUGAAAAAUCCGAUUGCUUGCGAGCGUACGUUGUACAUAUGUACCUGUCUUUCAUGGAUUCAAUACGUGUAUUAUAACUAUAAGUUUAUAUAUAAAUACAUACCUUGUUAUUUUUAAA
Molecule: messenger RNA, 852 nt
Organism: Dufourea novaeangliae
Lineage: Eukaryota; Metazoa; Arthropoda; Insecta; Hymenoptera; Halictidae
Product: vesicle-associated membrane protein 4-like
Exons: 6
Coding region: 206-652 (148 amino acids)
Biological process (GO): Golgi ribbon formation; vesicle-mediated transport
Cellular component (GO): membrane
Source: RefSeq, a predicted model, not a curated record